GCUAAAGAUGUUUUUUGGUCUACAAUUUAUAAACCAUGACGAAGUUGAAGAUGCAUUCGUAGAGUUAAUCGCUGUUUGCCCAAAUGAAGAAAUUGGUCACAUUUUUUCAGAUUAUGUUUUAAAUAAUUACAUACAGCCUGGCUGUCCGUUCAAUACGAAAUUGUGGGCAAUGAAAUCUUCGGAAAAUCCCAGGACUACCAAUGCCGCUGAAAGCUUUCACAGAACAUUUAACAGCCAAUUUUACAGUUCUCAUCCAGCAAUAUAUAUUGUUAUUCAAACACUAAUUGAAACACAAUCAGAAAGUUCAUUAAAAAUAGCAACGAUAGAACAGGGUAAAAAAAAAGAAAUGCCAAUAAAACAAAAGGAAAAAAUAAUUAAUAUUCAUAAUAAAUAUAUGUGGUAUGUAGCAAAUAAAAGUUCAAGUAAUUUAUUAAAAUAUUUAGAGUAUGUUGGAUUACGCUAUCCUGCUAUAACUAAUUUAUAG
Rhopalosiphum padi (bird cherry-oat aphid) is the source of this 484-nucleotide messenger RNA. RefSeq lists its product as uncharacterized. Bases 8 to 484 code for a protein of 158 amino acids. The transcript has 2 exons. Lineage: Eukaryota; Metazoa; Arthropoda; Insecta; Hemiptera; Aphididae. The record is from RefSeq and is a predicted model, not a curated record.